Molecule: messenger RNA, 309 nt
Organism: Staurois parvus
Lineage: Eukaryota; Metazoa; Chordata; Amphibia; Anura; Ranidae
Source: the annotation of a GenBank genome assembly
UUUCUGUACCAAAAGCAAUAACCAUGAGCUACACUCGGGCUUACCAUGCGGCGUUGCACAGGGAUUCCCUAAAGCGCUUACCUUGUCCUUCGCUCCCACGAUGCGUCCCCUGCAGCGUCCCCGGCCAUCUCCUCCGGCCGAUGCCAGCAUCCGGCUUCCGUGUUCCGGUUCCUGUGAUGUCGGGACGUAUGGGCGCCGGAACCGGCGGCAAAUUUGAAAAUUGAAAAAAAAAUGACUUUUUUUAAAACGAUUAUUUUGUCCCGAGUGCUUUGUCCUGUGCCCUGGCCUGCAUUUUUACUGUUCUUUCUG